AAGCUCAGGCAGUGAGAGCAGCUGGCUGCAUGAGCGAGAAAGGGUGUGUGUGCGUGUGAGAAGGAGAGAGAGAGAGAGAGAGAGAGAGAGAGAGAGAGAGAGACAGCAAUGUGAACACAAGAAGAUAAACAAGUAAGAAAAAGGAAGCACUGUCCACAUCUCCAGGAGAGUGGCCUGUAGUGGAAAGCAACACCCUGUCAAUGGCCCAGCCCCAGCCAUCCACCACUAUGUCUUGGAAGGAGGAGAUGCAGAAGAUUGCAGAGCAGGUCCUGACUAAACUGCAAGGCCUUCCUGAGGCAGACCCCCUGCAGAUCGGAGCCUUCACCAUCCUGCUCAUCUUCAUCGCGACUGUUCUGAUCAUGUUCAUCCUGGCCUGCAUUCACUGCUGUUGCUGCUCUACCCCCCAGCACAGAGUCUCCAGGGUCAAGCCCUUUCACCAACCCUGAGAUGGGCCCCACCAGCCCAGCACAGUACCACCUGCUGGGCAUCUGCUACACUGCAUCCCUGCACCAGCCCCACAUUCAACACAGUACCAACAAAACAGUGCGGCCUGCUGGGAAACCAGUGCACUACUCCAUGGACAUCACAGAUUGAUGACUAGAGCGCAGGCUGGAAACAAGCUACAUAACACACUGAAACUAGCACUGGACCACAGGAAGAGCAAGCUGCCAGGACUAGAAAGUGAGGACUGAAUGAGAACAUGCAGGGACUUACAAUUGCAACAUUGGUGGAACUGUAUGCUAUGCAAAAAUCCAUUAAGGGAAAUAAAAUAUCUAUGGGCAUAUAUAAAUAAAUAAAUAUGAAGGAUAACAUUCAUUUGUUGUAUACCGUAUUUCUGGAAAAGACAAUAUACAAUGACAGGAGACAACCUACUGGACAGAAAUGAGAUUGUCCCACAGUACUAAACAAUUCCUCUUUGUUGCACCUUUUACCUGACAAUGGCUCUGAGCUUCCCUAUACAUAAAGAACAUUUUCUUUUUAGACCAAUAACUGAACUGUUACCUUCCACUUGCCUUUGUUUUUGCUGUCACAUGGAUCCCACAGAGUAAUAUAAAUGGGUCAAAAAUGAUUCAGUUGACUUCAUGUGCAACACCAAUACACUACUGGGAAAAACAAGACAUUACUAUCGCCUUUGAAAUGAAAAAUCCAUGAGUGCCUUCUACAGCUUGAAAUGUAUACUUGUCUUUGGUCCUUAAUACAUGAUGCAAUAGGUCAAAACAUAUUAAAAAAAUGUAACUAUC
Molecule: messenger RNA, 1241 nt
Organism: Acipenser ruthenus (sterlet)
Lineage: Eukaryota; Metazoa; Chordata; Actinopteri; Acipenseriformes; Acipenseridae
Product: small integral membrane protein 5-like
Exons: 3
Coding region: 201-446 (81 amino acids)
Source: RefSeq, a predicted model, not a curated record